UUGGUACUAUUUUUUCUAUAUUUUUUUAGCUGUUUCAUCCGUCAAGAUUGUCCUUUUCCAUAAGAUAGAAAAGGAUACCAUGUAAAACCAGUGAAAAUUAAAAUAGUUAUAAUUCAGCAACCAUUUAGUGGAUGCAUUUUCAAUUUUUUGCAGUGUAUUAGGGAAACUAAAAGAACAAUUUCACAAAUUUUUAGCAACUUUGUACCAUUUUGAACUUCAGUCCGAUACAUCCUUAAAAGCCUGUUUUCUCUUUUACAUAUCUAUGAUGCGCAUAUAGAUAGACAUACGUAUGCGCAUUGUACAUAGACAUACGGGACAUAGACUUACAAUUUAACGCCGGUUGCGAAUGAUUAAGGUAGAGAAAUCUAUGGGUAUAGAAUACUCUUUUGAUGGUCUAUCAUGCCAUUGAAGAAGAGAAUGAGUGUAUAACAACCAUCAGCCUAAAGAAUGGACUGGGCAUUGCGAUAAACAGACGAGCAUUGCGAUAAACAGACGGGCACUCGUUAUAGAAAAAAAUAUAUUAUAUAUGAGGCCUAUGUUUGACACUUUUCAAUUUCAUUCAUCAAAAUAAUUAAUGAUGUGCUAGAAAAGAGACAAAUAUAAGCCUCAUGUAAUAGCUCUUUUUCUAUGGUGAGCGUCUGUCUGUCUAUUGCGAUGUUCAGUUCAUUCUUUAUGUCGAUGAUAACAAUACAAGUUUUAAUAUACGAUUUUGGUUGGGCUCGAAUCCGAGACCUUCGACAUAACAGACCAAAUGUGCUAUCUAUUAGUACACCACACUUGUCUCUUAGGCCAGUAUUCAUAGUCGAGUUUUAUAUUUAAGAUCAUCUUAAGUACUUUCUUAAGAUGUCAUGGCCUAAUCACAGAGCCAUAUUAGCAUCUUAAGAUAUUAAGAUGGUCUUAAAAUAAGAAUUAACUACGAAUACCAGUCUUAGUUUUAUAUAUAUAUAUAUAUAUAUAUUCCAUACUAAAGAGUAUACUACUACUAAAAAUAGGAGAAUUUGUCAAACGACAGUAUUAAAUUUAUUUUAUAGAUCUUAGUUGUAUGUAUAUAUAUAUAUAUAUAUAUUUUAUAUAACAUUUUAUAGGAAAAAAUGUCUUCCGUCAGAAACUUGUGAAGAAAGAAAUAUGAAAAUUACAUUUGCAUAAUAACCAGAUAAAUACAAUUAUAUCAUGGCAAAUAAUAUUUUUAUGGAAUACUCUUACUUUUUACCUGAAUUAUAUUAAUUAGAAGUAAAACUUAAUUUUGAAUAAGAUAAAGAUUAUUGUUAUUAUAAUCCGAAUUUUAUUUUCAAAAUUAUCUGUAUAUUCUGAAUUAUAAUUACAAUUUCAAAGAAAAAAAUCUUUUACAUUAAUUCCUAAAACCUCAAUUACGCCACGUGACGAUGAUUAAAUUCCUAUACUUUUACAAAUAUAUAUUAUUUGUGCGUCUCGGUCGCGUAUCAGUCAGAUGGCGCGUCCUUUCGACGCCGAUUAAAAUGGCUGAAAAUUGAUAUUUGUCGUGUCUCCCAAUCCACAAUUCCCUUCUUUCUCUUGCUCGUAAGAACAGGUGUUUUACCGACGACGAGGUGGACGAGGCUGGACCUUGGGAGCACAAUUUACUCCUACGAUUGCUGCUCCAACAUUCUGUGAAAUCGUGGUACUGUGCCCCGAGAGGGACAGAAAACCAUUGAGUUAAGAAGGCUGGACCUGGCAACGACGGAUUGGAUUUGACCGGCUGAUCGCGCCGAACGUGACAAUUUGCAGAGAUCUCAGCGUUUCGCGCUCGAAUCUCACGUUCAAAUUGUUCAAUACUCACUUUCGUUUUUACGUGUCACCUUCGAGUAACUCCGAGCGUCUAAAUGAGUACCCGGGGCGAGUACAGUUGCGUUUUGUGCGAAUUGAAGAUGGAUUCAAAAGAAGCGUUGAAAGAACAUUUUAGAAAUCAUGCAAAUAAGAAGAUAGAUAUACGUGGACAACCAGUGAAACAUAUAAAAACUCCAAACACUCAGUGCGACAUAUGUACUCAGUCAUUUGAGACAGUACGGCAGACAAUAAGGCACAGAUUUAGGAUGCACUCCAAUUCACUGAUUAAAUUCCAUUGUGCCUAUUGUGGAAAACAGUUUCCCUUAAAGAAUCACAGGGAUAAUCAUGAACUCUCGCACGAUCCAACUGAAAGCGAGAAUAAGGAUCAACAUAGAAAAUGUGAGGAGUGUAACUUGAUAUUUUACAGUGAAAAGGCACUGGAUUAUCAUUGUUCCAUUCAUAGAAGACAUACAUACAUGUUUAAACCGAUAGCCACUCCUCCACCUAGCAACAAGAUCAAAUUGAACUGUAGGAAUGAAGCAUUGAGCGUAUAUUACUGUCACUUGUGUGGCGUCGAAUACGUUAUAAAGUAUAAUUUACAACGGCACUUGGAGAAGAGGCAUACACAAAAAGAGAGAGAGAAUAUGCCGGAUGAUUUUAUCAAAUGCACAGUAUGCUCGGCGUUGUUUUGCAACAAGAAGGCCUAUGACUGUCAUAACGCUUACCAUAAUUCCGAUGAUUUGUAUGUAACUUCCGAGCAACAAAGAAUACAAACGGUUUCCAAGAUCGAUCAGGACUUCGACAUUAGGAGAGUGGAGUGCACGGCCAAUAGAUAUAUAUCGAGACAUAUAUCUAAUUUAGUUAAGAGAACAGUUAAUCACAGAACACAGCCAAAUAAAGUGCCGAAGACAGAAAUUAAGAUGGAAGUAAAGAGAGAGAGGUCCGUAUCCUUGGACGAUCCUGACAGUAUCAGUGAGUCCAACGAUUUCGAGAGUGACAUUCCCUUGGAACCAAGAAUUGGAGCCUGCUAACGGAAGUGUUCUUUCUGAUCAUGGAAAAAUUAUUAAUUCCUAUCCCUGUAUUUUAUUGUAACAGAGAGAGGGAGAUUUAUGAAUUGCUGCUACAGUCAUCAUGAUUACCAAACCUUAGCCAGGAUUCUGUAUACAGCUACCAAUAGUUUUUGUUUUUAUAAGUGUCAUCGCGCACAUAUUUGGAUAUGUGAAAUGUAUGCAUAACAACACUUAUCGAAUCGAGAACUAUUGAUAACCGUGUACAGAAUCCCAGUCCUGAUUUGGAGCUUUCUCUUUACAAUGUAAGUUAGAAAAAUGUAACAUUUCAGAACGUCAAUUCUAUAUUUAUUUUUAAUAUUGAAUCACGUUCAGAAAGUACAUCAAUAAUUGUGGCGAAUAUUGAAGCACAUAAGAAGUCCUAUAAUAAGAAAGAGUAUAGUAAUUUGAUAGUUAAUUCUUGAAUAUUUUUUAUGGUGUGUUUCUACAUAUAUAUACACACACAUGCAUGCAUAUUUUAUAUAUAUAUAUAUAUAUAUAUAUAAUAUGUAUAUGUAUAAUAUGCUAUAUACACAUUAUAUAACAUAUAUCUUCUGAGCAUUAUAUUUUUUUAUAUUUUUAUUAUGUAUACGUGUUUAAUGCGCGCUACAUACAAACAAAUUUCAAAUAUAAAUUAAUAAUUUGCAAUUUUCUUUGCCCUCUUGAUACGACUUGUCGAAUACGAUCUCACCAAUUUUUAUGUAUAAAAAAAUAUACGUAUAUAGCCG
This is a messenger RNA of Monomorium pharaonis (pharaoh ant), 3556 nucleotides long. Its product is annotated as PR domain zinc finger protein 5. Gene Ontology annotation, molecular function: RNA polymerase II transcription regulatory region sequence-specific DNA binding; DNA-binding transcription factor activity, RNA polymerase II-specific. Gene Ontology annotation, cellular component: nucleus. The transcript has 6 exons. Lineage: Eukaryota; Metazoa; Arthropoda; Insecta; Hymenoptera; Formicidae. The record is from RefSeq and is a predicted model, not a curated record. Bases 1839 to 2813 code for a protein of 324 amino acids. Gene Ontology annotation, biological process: regulation of transcription by RNA polymerase II.